UCCAUUGUUUUCUCAACCAUACAAGACUCAGCCAUGGAACUGCCCCAGGGGUAUAACGAUAAACAGAGUGUGGCGGUGUGGGCAAAAGGGGGAAAAUACAGGCUGGAGCCUGAUCACUACAUGGACAUACAGGAAGCUUUUCAGCCAGAUGUUUACCAGGCUUUGUCAGACGGAGACGUGGGAAAAACCACGACCAGGAAAAGGCUGCAGAAGUCCAUCCACAGGACUCUCAGUUUUUUGGACGAGUGUUUGGAGAGACAUCAGAAUUCAGAGGUGUUGAAAAAUGCUGCCAUAUUUGGAGCUAUAGAAGGGGGGUAUCAGAUAGAGGAAAGACUGAAAUCAGCAAAGGAAACUUCUUCUAGGCCAGUUCAAGGGUUUUCUAUUGAAGGGUUUCAGAAUUUUGGACCAAAAACAGAAGAUUUUGAAUUUGAUGAGAUCAAAGAUAUUUUGCAGAAAACUGUGUCUGCAUUAUCUGCUGACCGUCCUCGCCUAAUGCAGGGUGGCUGGAGACCUGACCACGUCUUGUCAGCGGUCAGCUGUGGGGUGGACAUCCUUGACAGCUCGUAUCCCUACAUUGUCACCGAAAGAGGGGAAGCCCAAGUGUUUGAUUUUAAGUUCAGCAGUAGCAAGAGCUGCCAUGGCAUAUCAGGGGAGAUAACUGAGGAAACCAAGGAAAAAACAUAUACUGGGGCAAGUUUUACAAUUGACCUUAAAGAUAAAAGGUACCGCGAGGACUCGAGACCUGUGUUACCUUCCUGUCAGUGUUACUGUUGUCAGACAUUCGCUCGGUCGUACAUCCAUCAUCUACUCAACACCUCAGAACUGCUGGCCAGCGUUCUUCUCAUGAUCCAUAAUUUUCAUCACUACUUUGAGUUUUUCCACACCAUCCGACAAGCAAUUGAUGAGGACAAGUUUGAUGACCUUGUACACCUCAUAAAGAAACAGUCUCCACAGGCUGAGAGAUGACGGCAAUGGCGGCAAUGGCAGCAAUGAGAGAUGGCGGCAAUUAGAGAUGGCAAAGAUGAGAUGACAGCGAUAAAUUCUGGUACCACUUUCAGAGACGAACAGCCGCCAAAGGCUGAGAGAUGACGGAUGGCAGCAAUGAGAGAUGGCAACGAUGAGAUGACAGCGAUGAAUUCUGGUACCACUCUCAGAAACGAACAGUCGCGAAAGGCUGAGAGAUGACGGAUGGCAGCAAUGAGAGAUGGCAACGAUGAGAUGACAGCGAUGAAUUCUGGUACCACUCUCAGAGACGAACAGUUGCCAAAGGCUGAGCAAUGAAUAUCUAGAUCUGCAGGUUCUCGUCAACAAUAAACGCAUGUACAGAAAUUCCCAUCAAUAUUCAGACUAAACACAGAAAUUAAAAUUCUAAAACUUUAUUACAUAAUAAAGUAUAACAAUACACAUUUUAUAUGUACAUCA
Messenger RNA from Liolophura sinensis, 1422 nucleotides. RefSeq names its product queuine tRNA-ribosyltransferase accessory subunit 2-like. Bases 34 to 966 code for a protein of 310 amino acids. The transcript is spliced from 8 exons. NCBI's taxonomy places the organism in Eukaryota, Metazoa, Mollusca, Polyplacophora, Chitonida, Chitonidae. The record is from RefSeq and is a predicted model, not a curated record.